Messenger RNA from Lepus europaeus (European hare), 1306 nucleotides. Its product is annotated as keratin, type I cuticular Ha4. Lineage: Eukaryota; Metazoa; Chordata; Mammalia; Lagomorpha; Leporidae. Gene Ontology annotation, molecular function: structural molecule activity. The transcript has 7 exons. The coding region runs from base 128 to 1306 and encodes 392 amino acids. The record is from RefSeq and is a predicted model, not a curated record.
AUGCUAUGUGCCAGUUCCCCACCCACAUUUAAGGGUAUAAAAGGAUCAUGGAGGCUGGAGAGACUCAGACCUCACCCACAUCCACCUCCAGCAGCUCACCUGCUCACCCACCACCUCUCCCAGCGCCAUGCCAUACAACUGCUGCCUGUCCAGCCUGAGCUGCCGCUCCAGCUGCUCCUCCCGGCCCUGCGUGCCCCCCAGCUGCCAUGGCUGCACCCUGCCCGGGGCCUGCAACAUCCCCGCCAACGUGGGCAACUGCAACUGGUUCUGCGAGGGCUCCUUCAAUGGCAGCGAGAAGGAGACCAUGCAGUUCCUGAACGACCGGCUGGCCAGCUACCUGGAGAAGGUGCGGCAGCUGGAGCGCGAGAACGCGGAGCUGGAGAGGCUCAUCCAGGAGCGCUGCCAGCCGCAGGAGCCCCUGCUGUGCCCCAGCUACCAGUCCUACUUCCGCACCAUCGAGGAGCUCCAGCAGAAGAUCCUCUGUGCCAAGUCUGAGAACGCCAGGCUGGUGGUGCAGAUCGACAAUGCCAAGCUGGCCUCUGAUGACUUUAGGACCAAGUACCAGACGGAGCAGUCCCUGCGGCAGCUGGUGGAAUCCGACAUCAACAGCCUGCGCAGGAUCCUGGACGAGCUGACCCUGUGCAAGUCGGACCUGGAGGCGCAGGUGGAGUCCCUGAGGGAGGAGCUGCUGUCCCUGAAGAAGAACCACGAGGAGGAAGUCAACACCCUGCGCUGCCAGAUUGGAGACCGCCUCAACGUGGAGGUGGAUGCUGCCCCCACCGUGGACCUCAACCGCGUGCUCAACGAGACCAGGGCUCAGUACGAGGCCCUGGUGGAGACCAACCGCAGGGAAGUGGAGGAAUGGUUCACCACGCAGAGUGAGGAGCUGAACAAGCAGGUGGUAUCCAGCUCAGAGCAGCUGCAGACCCAUCAGGCCGAGAUCAUCGAGCUGAGACGCACGGUCAACGCCCUGGAGAUCGAGCUGCAGGCCCAGCACAACCUGAGGAACUCCCUGGAAAACACGCUGACGGAGAGCGAGGCGCGCUACAGCUCCCAGCUGUCCCAGGUGCAGUGCAUGAUCAGCAACGUGGAGUCGCAGCUGGGUGAGAUCCGGGCGGACCUGGAGCGGCAGAACCAGGAGUACCAGGUGCUGCUGGACGUGCGGGCCCGGCUGGAGUGUGAGAUCAACACGUACCGGAGCCUGCUGGAGAGCGAGGACUGCAAGCUCCCCUGCAACCCGUGUGCCACCACCAACGCCAGUGGCAGCUCCUGCGGACCCUGCUGCAGCUCUCAGAAGCGCUGCUAA